This is a messenger RNA of Recurvomyces mirabilis, 1659 nucleotides long. RefSeq lists its product as uncharacterized. The transcript has a single exon. Bases 1 to 1659 code for a protein of 552 amino acids. Gene Ontology annotation, molecular function: oxidoreductase activity, acting on CH-OH group of donors; flavin adenine dinucleotide binding. NCBI's taxonomy places the organism in Eukaryota, Fungi, Ascomycota, Dothideomycetes, Mycosphaerellales, Teratosphaeriaceae. The record is from RefSeq and is a predicted model, not a curated record.
AUGGCAGCUGCAACUAAUCUCCCCACCACGGGCACGACCGAUCACAUCAAUCCCGCCGACGUCGACCAAUAUGACUUCGUGAUCGUAGGCGGCGGCACAGCAGGCUGUGUCAUUGCAUCUCGCCUCUCCGACUACCUUCCCAAUAAACGAGUCCUCCUCAUCGAAGCCGGACCAUCAGACUUCAUGGACGACCGCGUACUACUUCUCAAAGACUGGUUGAAUCUACUUGGCGGCGAGCUAGACUACGAUUACCCAACCACUGAACAGCCGCAGGGCAACUCGAACAUCCGUCACUCCCGAGCCAAAGUGCUAGGUGGUUGCUCAAGUCACAAUACUCUGAUCAGCUUUCGACCAUUCGAGUACGAUUGCCAGCGAUGGGUGGAGCAGGGUUGCAAGGGAUGGGAUUUCAAGACCUUCACCAGAUGUCUGGAUAAUCUGAGGAAUACUGUGCAGCCAGUGCAUAACAGGCACAGGAAUCAGCUCUGCAUGGAUUGGGUCAAGAGCUGCUCAGAGGCACUGGACAUCCCAGUCAUUGAGGACUACAACAAGGAGAUCAGGAAUACGGGUGCUCUCAAACAGGGUGUGGGCUUCUUCUCGGUAUCAUAUAACCCAGAUGAUGGACGACGAAGCAGCGCUAGUGUAGCAUAUAUCCACCCAAUCUUGAAGGGCGAAGAGCAGAGGUCAAACUUGACGAUCUUGACGAAUUGCUGGGUCAGCAAGCUCAACGUCAAGGACUCAAAGGUCGAAGGCUUGAACAUUACACUCCGAGACGGCACGAAACACACUUUACGGCCGAAAUGCGAGACCAUCCUCUGUGCGGGUGCGGUCGAUACACCACGCCUCAUGCUCUUGUCUGGCCUCGGACCGAAGCAGCAACUCAACGAACUCGGCAUCCCAGUCGUGCGAGACAUCCCAGGCGUAGGUGAGAAUCUGCUCGACCACCCAGAAAGUAUCAUCCUUUGGGAGCUCAACAAGCCGGUACCAAUUGAUCAAACAACCAUGGACUCAGACGCUGGAAUCUUUCUGCGGCGACAGCUUCCCAACGCAGCUGGCAAAGACGGAGAUAUCGCCGAUGUGAUGAUGCAUUGCUACCAGAUCCCAUUUGUCUUCAAUACCGCGAGGUUGGGGUACGAGACACCCAAGGAUGCGUUCUGCAUGACUCCCAAUAUCCCACGACCACGAUCAAGAGGCAAGCUGUAUCUUGUCAGCAAGGAUCCCAACGUCAAGCCAGCACUGGACUUCAAAUACUUCACCGAUCCCGAAGGCUACGAUGCCGCAACGAUUGUCGCUGGCCUCAAAGCCGCGCGAGAAAUCGCCAAACAAGCUCCCUUCUCGGACUGGAUCUCCAAGGAAAUCGCUCCCGGUCCAGCUAUCACCUCGGAUGAAGACCUAUCUGAAUACGGUCGGCGAGUGGCGCAUACAGUCUACCAUCCAGCGGGGACAACGAAGAUGGGUGAUGUGUCUCGGAACCACAUGGCUGUCGUUGAUCCGCAGCUGAAGAUCCGAGGGCUGCAGGGUGUAAGGAUUGCGGAUGCGGGUGUGUUCCCGGAGAUGCCGACGAUUAAUCCUAUGUUGACUGUUCUUGCUAUCGGAGAGCGAGCAGCCGAGAUGGUUGCGCAAGAGUGGGGGUGGGAGGGUAUGGCUAGGCCUAGACUGUAG